Molecule: messenger RNA, 870 nt
Organism: Cercopithifilaria johnstoni
Lineage: Eukaryota; Metazoa; Nematoda; Chromadorea; Rhabditida; Onchocercidae
Source: the annotation of a GenBank genome assembly
AUGUUUCGUUUUGUUCCCGAAUGCACUCAGCCAACAGCGGGAGAUAUUAAGGAAUUCGUGGAUGUCUUAAAAACUAUCAAACAUUUAGUGGUAAUGACCGGUGCAGGAAUUUCCACCGAAUCUGGUAUUCCGGAUUAUCGUUCACCAAAAGUUGGUCAAUAUGCACGUACUGAUCAUCGCCCUGUGCUACAUAAUGAUUUUAUGAAAUCGUUAGCUGUUCGAAGGCGUUAUUGGACUCGAAAUUACGUUGCAUGGCCACGUUUUUCCGCUUCACAACCUAACGAAACACAUAAAACGAUCGCGAAUUGGGAGAAAAGUGAACGAUUUAAGUGGCUUAUCACGCAAAACGUAGAUGGAUUACAUACAGCAGCUGGAUCGAAAAUGCUAAGUGAAUUACAUGGUUGUAAUCGACGUGUUAUUUGCAUGAAUUGCCAUUCGUUAUACAAUCGGCAAAUGAUACAGGAGUGGAUUCAGAAAGAAAAUCCGAAUUGGUUUGUGGAAGAGAUUGGAGAAUUGGCACCGGAUGGUGAUUGCGAUAUUCCGGAUAAAGCUGUUGACAAUUUCAAUCUUCCAACAUGCCCAAAAUGUGGUCCCAAAUCAAUCCUAAAGACGGAUGUUGUCUUUUUUGGUGGAUUCAUUGAUCCGAAAAUUCAUGAUAAAUGUUAUGACAUGGUGGAAAGUUGUGAUGGUAUGCUGGUGCUUGGUUCUUCGCUCACUGUUCUUUCCGGUUAUCGUUACGUUCAACAAGCAUAUCAGCGGUCUGUGCCAAUUUUAAUUGUUAAUAUUGGUUCAACUGCUGCCGAUGAUUUAGCUACCGUUAAGAUAUCUGGCAAAUGUUCAGAUAUGUUAAAACAUGUUCCAAAUUUAUAA